AUAGUAGUUAUUGUGUAAGCCAUGGGGCGGCGCUGGUUAUUAACCACCGCUAACAAUCAAGAGAAGAAGAAGAGCAGUCCUCCACAACGCCUCCCUCCUCCGGAUCAAAAUAGAGCCGUUGAGGUUGGAUCUGUUCUGAGCAGCUGACAUCAACCAGAGAUGGCUGCUACCGGAGUGCUUCCCUUCAUCAGGGGGGUAGACCUCAGUGGAAACGACUUCAAAGGUGGAUACUUCCCAGAGCAUGUCAAGUGUAUGAGCAGUCUGCGAUGGCUGAAACUGAACAGGACAGGACUGUGUUACCUCCCAGAGGAGCUGGCCUCUCUGCAGAAGCUGGAGCAUCUUUCAGUGAGUCACAACAGCCUGACCACUUUACAUGGAGAACUGUCCAGCUUACCGAACCUACGGGCGGUGGUAGCCAGAGCCAACAACCUGAAAAACUCUGGAGUCCCCGAUGACAUCUUUCAGCUAGAUGACCUCUCUGUGCUGGACCUGAGUUACAAUCAGCUGUCAGAGAUCCCCAGGGACCUGGAGAACAGCAGGAACAUGCUGGUGCUGAAUCUGAGCCACAACAGCAUUGACUCCAUCCCCAACCAGCUGUUCAUCAACCUGACAGACCUGCUGUAUCUGGACCUGAGCGACAACAAGCUGGACAGCCUGCCACCCCAGAUGAGACGCCUGGUUCACCUGCAGACGCUCACGCUGAACAACAACCCGUUGAUGCAUGCCCAGCUGCGCCAGCUGCCAGCCAUGGUGGCAUUGCAGACUCUCCACCUGAGAAACACCCAGAGGACCCAGAGCAACAUGCCCACCAGCCUGGAGGGUCUGACACAACUAGCAGAUGUUGACCUGUCAUGUAACGACCUGUCUCGGGUGCCAGAGUGCCUCUAUUCACUGGGCAGCUUGAAGAGACUCAACCUAAGCAGUAAUCAGAUCUCAGAACUGUCCCUCUGCAUUGACCAGUGGACUCAGCUGGAGACGCUUAACCUGAGUCGUAACCAGCUCACCUCAAUGCCGUCUGCAAUCUGUAAGCUGGCCAAACUCAAGAAGCUGUAUGUAAACUCAAACAAAUUGGACUUCGAUGGUGUUCCACCUGGCGUGGGCAAACUGGCCAGCCUCACUGAGUUCAUGGCCGCUAACAACAACCUGGAACUCAUCCCAGAGGGACUCUGCAGGUGUGGCAAACUGAAGAAACUGGUGCUGAAUAAGAACCGCCUGGUAACACUGCCUGAGGCCGUCCACUUCUUGACUGACUUGGAGAUUCUGGAUGUGCGUGAGAACCCCAACCUGGUGAUGCCUCCGAAACCAGUCGACAGAGCAGCAGAGUGGUACAACAUCGACUUCUCCCUACCGAACCAGCUCCGGCUGGCCGGGGCCUCGCCUGCUACUGUAGCAGCCGCCGGAGGAGGAGCCAGCCCCCGAGAUCCCCUGGCGAGGAAGAUGAGGCUAAGGAGGAGGAAGGACUGUUCUCAAGAUGAUCAGGCAAAGCAGGUGCUGAAGGGCAUGAGUGACGUCGCACAGGAUAAGAAGAACUUGGAGGAGAAUGGGGAAUUGAGUUAUAGUGAAUUAAAGGUCCGGCGCUGGGACAAGAGUCUAGAGAAGCCUCAUCUGGACUACUCUGAGUUCUAUGUGGAGGACGUGGGGCAGAUUCCAGGUGUAUCGGUGUGGCAGAUAGAGAACUUUAUUCCAAUGCAAGUGGACGAAGCUUUCCAUAACAAGUUCUAUGAGGCUGAUUGCUACAUCAUCCUCAAGACUUUCGAGGAUGACAACGGCGCACUGAACUGGCAGAUCUACUACUGGAUCGGCCAGGAAGCCACUCUGGACAAGAAGGCCGGCUCCGCCAUCCACGCCGUCAACCUCAGGAAUUUCCUCGGAGCGGAGUGCAGGACGAUACGGGAGGAGAUGGGAGAUGAGAGCGAGGAGUUCAGUGCCGUGUUUAACAAUGAGAUCUCCUACAUUGAGGGAGGAACAGCCAGCGGAUUCUACACUGUGGAGGACACACACUAUUCUGUCAAGUUGUACAGAAUUUAUGGCAAGAAAAACAUCAGACUGGAGUCUGUACCUGCGAAGGCCUCCUCCCUCGAUCCCCGGUAUGUCUUCCUGUUGGACACAGGCCUGGACAUCUUUAUCUGGAGAGGAGCCAACGCUACUCUCAGCGGCACCACAAAGGCCAGGUUAUUUGCAGAAAAGAUCAAUAAGAAUGAGCGUAAAGGGAAGGCAGAGAUCUCAACCCUCAUGCAGAACCAGGAGCCUCCAGAGUUCUGGGAGGUACUGGGAGGACAACCAGAGGAGAUCAAGAAACACGUACCAGAAGACUUCUCUCCUGUCAGACCUAAACUAUACAAGGUGGGCUUGGGUCUGGGCUACCUGGAGCUGCCACAGAUUAACUACAAGCUGUCAGUCGAGCACAAAGACCGCAAGAUCAAACUGGACACUUCGCCAGAGAUGAGACUGGUGCAGUCUCUGCUCGACACAAAGUGCGUGUACAUCCUGGACUGUUGGUCUGACGUGUUCAUCUGGAUCGGGAGGAAGUCUCCGCGUCUCGUCCGAGCCGCCGCCUUAAAACUGGGUCAGGAGAUCUGCUCCAUGCUGCACCGGCCCAAACACGCCAGCGUCACGCGCAACCUGGAGGGCACCGAGUGCCAGGUGUACAAGUCCAAGUUUAAGAACUGGGAUGAUGUGUUGAAGGUGGACUACACCAGAGCAGCUGAGACUGUACAACAGAAAGACAAAGACAACCUACUGGGCAAGGUGAAGAAGGACGCAGAGAAGAAAGACCAGAUGAAAGCCGACCUCACAGCCCUCUUCCUCCCCAGGCAGCCAGCCAUGGCCCUUACUGAGGCUGAGCAACUGAUGGAGGAGUGGAAUGAGGACCUGGAUGGCAUGGAAGGGUUUGUGUUGGAGGGAAAGAAGUUUGCUCGCCUGCCUGAGGAGGAGUUUGGACACUUCCACACCCAGGACUGCUACGUCUUCCUCUGCAGAUACUGGGUGCCUGUGGAGUAUGAAGAUGAUGAGAAGAAGGAGGGCGAAGGCGGCGCAGGCGGUGUAGGAGGUGUAGGAGGUGUAGCAGGUGCAGGAAGAAGAGCGGCAGCAGCAGAGGAUGAUGAGGACAAACAGGCCGAGGAGGACUUCCAGUGUGUGGUGUACUUCUGGCAGGGCAGGCAGGCCUCCAACAUGGGCUGGCUCACUUUCACCUUCUCGCUGCAGAAGAAGUUUGAGAGUCUUUUCCCUGGAAAACUGAAGGUGGUGCGUAUGACCCAGCAGCAGGAGAACCUUAAGUUCCUGUCCCAUUUCAAGAGGAAGUUUAUCAUCCACAAAGGGAAGAGGAAACAGAACACUGACUCUGCUCAGCCCUCCCUCUACCACAUACGCACCAAUGGCAGCGCACUUUGCACCAGGACCAUCCAGAUUGGAACAGAUUCCAGCAAUCUCAACUCAGAGUUUUGCUCCAUUCUCAAGGUACCGUUUGAGAGCACAGACAAUCAGGGCAUCGUUUACACCUGGGUGGGCAGAGCCGCUGACCCCGACGAAGCCAAACUGGCCGAGGACAUCAUGAACAGCAUGUUCGAUGACACAUACAGCAAACAGGUGAUUAAUGAGGGGGAGGAGCCAGAGAACUUCUUCUGGGUGGGGAUUGGCUCUCAGAAGCCGUACGACGAAGAUGCAGAUUAUAUGAAACACGCUCGGCUCUUCAGGUGUUCAAAUGAGAAGGGUUAUUUCUCCGUGUCGGAGAAGUGCUCAGACUUUUGUCAGGACGACUUGGCCGACGAUGACAUCAUGUUGCUGGACAACGGCCACGAGGUGUACAUGUGGGUCGGAACUCAGACCAGCCAGGUGGAGAUCAAACUUAGUCUCAAAGCCUGCCAGGUCUACAUCCAGCACAUGCGCUCUAAGGACGCCGAACACCCAAGGAAGCUGCGGCUGGUUCGGAAGGGGAACGAGCCGCACUGCUUCAGCCGCUGCUUCCACGCCUGGGGGGCUUUCAAAACUACCCUCGCAUAGACAAAAUCAUGCACAGAAACGCUCACAUAUGCAUCAAAUGUAUUCGCUGCCAUGUCAUUUUCUACCGGUAAGAUGAUGAUGAUGAUGUCUAUGCCUAACCCAGCUUUACCUGAGCUCUGAUUCCUACCCCCCACCCCCCUCCUUCUCAGCGCUGCUGUUCAACAGAUUACUGUCAGAGUCUCCCUACAAAAACAGAUAUAAGUUUAGCACAAUAUCAGUGAAAGUACUUCUGGUCACUAAGCUGUUGGCUGUUUUCUGUCUUUGGGACAAAAUAUCACUUGUUUUCUACAAGCUUUUUUGAGAAGCAAGUCUGAAUACUGUUGUUAAAUUAUAGAAGAGAAUUAUGUUUUGAGAUGAAAUAGGUCUAAAGGUGUACAGAGGCUUUAU
Molecule: messenger RNA, 4386 nt
Organism: Sebastes umbrosus (honeycomb rockfish)
Lineage: Eukaryota; Metazoa; Chordata; Actinopteri; Perciformes; Sebastidae
Gene: flii
Product: FLII actin remodeling protein
Exons: 31
Coding region: 160-3999 (1279 amino acids)
Biological process (GO): myofibril assembly; actin polymerization or depolymerization; actin filament severing
Cellular component (GO): cytoplasm; nucleus; actin cytoskeleton
Molecular function (GO): phosphatidylinositol-4,5-bisphosphate binding; actin filament binding
Source: RefSeq, a predicted model, not a curated record